GGUUGCUGGGAAUUGAACUCAGGACCUCUGGAAGAGCAAGCAGCUAAUGCUCUUGACCGCUGAACCAUCUCUCCAGCCCCUAGAAGUUUCUUAAUAGAAUAAUUUUGAUAGUAUGAUUCAAAUGUUAAAAGACUUUCUUGAAAUAAAACAGAAACUACUGACUCAUUCUAGGUUUAAUAUUUUGUUGAGUGGCUUUAAAAUGUUUGACUCAUAUGCACAGUUCAGCAAAAAGAAACAUGAAAAUUUAGCAGUGUUAAUCUUUUGUUCCUUUCUGCAAUUAAGAUGCUUUUUACCAAUGGCUGAGUAAAAAAUGUUCAGACAGAAGCAGUGGAACAUUUAUGAUCCUAAAUAUUGUGCAGAUCCCCCCUGCACGGACCUACCUUGUUCUUCCACCACAUACCCUCAAUAGAUAGUCAUCUUUAUUUUGUGUGCCAUCCCAAGAUUCAGAGGUAAUAGCAACAGUGAUCUUAUUCCUCUCUGCUUUUUAAAGUGCACAACACAUUGGGAUUACUGUAAUUAUUAUGUUGUGUGAGAGAACACUUGAAUCUAUUUCUCCUACCUGAAAUGCUGUGUCCAGACAUCUCCAUCUCCCCAGUAUCUCCCUUUCCUCUACCAACUCUGCCUGCCCUUUAGCCCCAGCAACCACCAUCAUCAGUUUUUGUCCAGGUCAGCAUUCUUAGGUCAGCAUAGAAGUGAAAUCAUGCAGCCUUGGUCUUCUUGUCCCUGUCCUCCUUCACCUAACAUCUGACAGUUUCAACCUUGUUAAAAUAACAUGAUCUCCAAUAUGGACCCUGAACCUUAUUAUGGGCCUGGGCUACAUUUUAUAUAUUCAUCUGUUGGUGGAUCAGGCCGGAGAGUAUCUUCGUGUGACAGAGGUAGAAACAAUUUGGGGUAAAUCGAAUGUUUAAAUACAAAAUGAAAGUUCAUUUUUGAUAUUAAAAGCUCAAAAUAGUUCAGUUGGUUUUGUUUCUUGCUUUUAUGAGUUAACAUUGCAGUGAGCGCAGGGCACAGCUGCCUGCCUGACAGUGAUUUCCUUUACAUAAACAAUGACUCCUAAUUUUUAAUUUUUCUGGGGUCAUCCACAACCAUUUUCAUAAUGACAUUUCUUACAUAAAAUGUAGCAUCAUGUAGUCAUACCAUAUUAAUUACUUGGAUUAUGUAGCUUUAUAUUUAGGAUCAUAAAUAGGUUCUAUUGCUUCUGUCUGAACAUUUUUUACUCAGCGAUUGGUAAAAAGCAUCGUAAUUGCAGAAAGGAACAAAAAUCUAUUAGAAAUCUUGCCUGUAUUCUUAGAAGUACUUUGAUUAUAACAAUUUUAUUACUAACAAAGCUGGUGGUUAGAACUUCCAGGGUGUGAGGAUGUUGGAAUGUUGAAACUCUAGCAUCCCGUCUUCAUGUGCUGUGUUUUUAGCUCCCUUAAUAGCAUUGCACACAUGACCUAAUGCCCAUGUGACUAGGUGAAACCUUUGAAAUGUGUUAACUUAGCAGACUACCAGCUGAAAACCUAAGAAUGGUCGGAAAGCAACUGAAACCUGACCUCAGUCUGCUGUAAAUUGCAUACCUGAUAUUUCCACCAAAGUAUUUGGAAAAUUCCAGGAUAUAUAACUUUCUUAAACAGCGAAAAACUCCACUAAACUAUGCAAUAUAUUUGGGGCAACUGAUUUGGUGUUCUAGAACGAUUAUCACUCAUACUUGGUUCAGUAAUAAACUCUUGGGGUAAGAGGUGUGAUUUAUGCUUUUUGUAAAGAAGUAAGUUUAAAUGUGAAGAUAGAAAACGAAAGACCAUAAAGCAAUGGGGCUAUGUUUUUUGCCUGGGCUGGAGAGAAAUCCAGAGAUUAUGAAGGCCUGGUUGAGGCUAAAAUAAUUGCUACUCAAGUCAGAGUGACUUAAAAUCUUACCCUCUGAAGGGCUGGACGAGAACCACUUCUGUUUGUGCUGUCAGGUAGCUCAACAACAUUACUGGACCUCUGCAUUACGGGAGAUGUACCCCGCAAUCCACUCCCCCAAACCACCACCUCUCUCCCCUCUUUCUCCGCUUCUCUCCCUCCCACAAGCCUAGCAGUUGCAGUACGCCUGCGCACCUCUUACGUCACUGGUGCAGAGGUUCCGGUCAGGUCAUCUGGCUUCCGCCAGGGAGACAACCUCGUGAGUGCCAACCCUGUGCACCUGCGCAGACCGCGGCGUCUGUCCGUCACCAUGGCAGCAUGUGCUGGGGGCCCGGGAUCCUGGAGUGAAAAUAUACUGAAAUAUUUUCAGAGGAAUAGCCAGAUCACGGCAGAAGAUGGUGCUGAAAUCCUGUGGUACCAUGCAGCCAACCACAAGUCCCAGAUGAAUGAGGCACUGAAGAGUGCUGCCCACAUGAUAGAGGCUGAUGUCCUUCUUCCUAGUGACGGAUCAGAGCAUGGCCAGCCAAUCAUGGCCCAUCCUCCAGAGACAAGCAGUGAUAAUACUCUGCAGGAGUGGCUGGCUGAGGUCAUGAAGAGCAACAAGGGCAUCAAGUUGGAUUUCAAGAGUCUGGCUGCCGUCAGAGCAUCCAUGCUGUUCCUGGACAACGUGAAGCAGCACCUGCAGCGGCCUGUGUGGUUUAAUGCUGAUGUUCUUCCCGGCCCAAAUGGAAGCAGCAAAGUAGUAGAUGCCAAUGCCUUUCUAGACACUGUGACAUCCUUCUUUCCAGACGUGACCUUUUCCUUGGGUUGGACAACAGGAUGGCAUCCGGAGAAAGUCAAUGAAGGCUACAGUUGGUCGAUGGUGAAAGAGAUGGAUUAUAUAUGCAGCGAGCUAACCCAGCCGGUCACGUUCCCUGUCAGGGCAGCCUUAGUGAGGCAGUCAUGUUCUCAGUUACUCUGGCUAUUGACAAAAUCAAACAGGUACAGCUUAACCAUCUGGACUGGAAAAGAUGACAUUUAUUCCACUGAAGAUUUACUUUACAUUCGAGACUACUUUAAUAAAACCCAAGUUUUCUAUGAUAUUUUAGAACCACAAAACCAUGAAUUUAAACAAGCCAUUGGAAUCCGAGUCACUCUUUAACAAUAUAGUUUUUAUAUCUGUAUCUAUAUCUAUAUCUAUAUCUACCUGUUGGUUGGUCUAUCUAUCUAUCUAUCUAUAUCUUCUAAAUCACUUUCUCUUUGGUUUUAUGAUUCUUUGCUGCUUUGGUCUCAAUCAAUGGCUGUAUUAAUUGUAAUUAUUGGUAUAUGAUAAAUUUAUCAAAUCAGAAAUGCUUGUUGUGUGCGUACUCUGACUUUAUAAUGUCUCAUGGCAGUACAUGUCUGUACAAGACUUUACCAACUGCAAUAAAAUUGUUUUAAAAUUAUAGUGAAAGUGUUCAAGCUGGGUGUGGUAGCAUGUGCUUGUAAAACCCCAGGACUUCUGAGACUAAAACAGGAAGAUCAAGAAUUCAAGGCCAGCCUGGGCUAUAUUGUGAUACCUUGUCUCAAAAGCAAAUUUUUUAUAAUGUCUCUGUAAUCAUCAUUCAUUAAUUUUGUAAAAAGACUUGAAUCAAUAAAUGAACUACUUUUUGAUGAA
Messenger RNA from Mastomys coucha (southern multimammate mouse), 3520 nucleotides. RefSeq names its product family with sequence similarity 151 member B (gene Fam151b). The coding region runs from base 2195 to 3025 and encodes 276 amino acids. NCBI's taxonomy places the organism in Eukaryota, Metazoa, Chordata, Mammalia, Rodentia, Muridae. The record is from RefSeq and is a predicted model, not a curated record. The transcript has 6 exons.